Messenger RNA from Corticium candelabrum, 3027 nucleotides. Its product is annotated as hemicentin-1-like. Gene Ontology annotation, cellular component: axon; plasma membrane. The coding region runs from base 90 to 2741 and encodes 883 amino acids. The transcript is spliced from 13 exons. Gene Ontology annotation, molecular function: cell-cell adhesion mediator activity. The record is from RefSeq and is a predicted model, not a curated record. NCBI's taxonomy places the organism in Eukaryota, Metazoa, Porifera, Homoscleromorpha, Homosclerophorida, Plakinidae. Gene Ontology annotation, biological process: dendrite self-avoidance; homophilic cell-cell adhesion; axon guidance.
GGUUGCCUGAUUUGUGGGUGCUUGUUGGAGAAACAGCAACGUUUGAAUGCCAAACACCAAAAGCGAAUCCGAAACCAGAGAUCACUUGGAUGAAAGAUUUCUCUGAGGUGCUGACUAACAAUAGAAAAACUGUGAUCUCGAGGGAUAAAACAACAUUAAGCAUUAGAGAGCUAGAGCCAUUUGAUGAGGGUGAAUAUGCUUGCAGUGCAAAGAACCUUGUCGGAAGUGACAGCUCAACAGGAGAGCUCCAUGUCAUUGUUCCUCCAGAUAUUCGCUCUCAAAACAAUUACAUUACUGUACGACAAGGCUUCACAGCAGUUCUCAACUGCUUUGCAUCUGGUAAUCCAACGCCUACCAUAGAAUGGUUUCAAGGCUCGGAACAACUAAUCAGUGAUGGCAGAAAAUACAAUGUAUUGGGACAGGGAACUGGCACUCUUCGAAUUAUUAAUGCUCAGAAUGAUGAUUCAGGACAUUAUCAGUGUGUUGCAGUCAACCGUGGUGGUGAACGCACAAUGAACUUUACUGUUGUUGUGUACUACUCGCCUCUUAUUGUUCCUCCGCCUGUCACUCAAGAGGUUCGGUUUGAGGGUCAAGUUGUCUUUCAAGUUCAAGUAUUGGAUGGUUCCGUGGUGAUCUCCUUAGCUCGGCCAGAUGAUGCAGGAAGAUAUACAUGUGUAGCUACAAACACAGUUGGUCGCGCAAGAGCGACGGCCACUUUGGAUGUGAUAGUUGCUGCUGUCAUUGGAGACACGAUAAAUGGCACAGCUGUAGUGACUGGCUCUAGAACUCUUUUACCAUGUCCAGCCAGUGGUAUUCCACCUCCUGUAAUUCACUGGGAAAGAAAUGGGCGGCGUUUGGACAUCAAUGGGCGUAAAUAUCAAGUUUUUUCAAAUGGAUCUUUGCUAAUAAAUAACGUUCAAGAUGAUGACAGUGGCGAUUACAAGUGUGUUGCUACAAAUCGAGGUGGUGUUGACGCAAUAGAAAUCUCAAUAGACGUUCUUUUUCCUCCCUCAAUUGAUGUUGAAUUUACACCUCAGUCAAUACUUUCUGGCCGGUGUCUAAAGCUACAGUGUGUUGGCUCUGGUAAUCCACUGCCUUUUGUACAGUGGAGCAAAAAUGGCAUCCAGCUGCAGCGUUCAAGUGAUGUGGAGAUAUCUGACAACGGCACACGACUAACUAUAUGUUUAGUGAAAGCAUCAGAUGCUGGAUUAUACAUGUGUAUUGUUUCUAAUGAAGUCGGCCAAGCCAAUGUGUCAGCUAGAGUUGAUGUGAUUGUUUCUUCGAUGAUUGUUUCUGUAUUCGAUGUAAUUGAUGGUAUUGUCGGUGCUGAUGUCUGGCUGCCAUGUGAUGCUACUGGAAAUCCACGCCCUCGCAUAACGUGGUAUAAGGACAACAAGUUGAUUGAUACCGCAGCACUGAAAUAUCAUGUCUACACAAACGGUACUCUUCAUGUCAGAAAUUUAGAGAGCGUUGAUUCAGGUGUUUACAAGUGUGUGGCUACUAAUGUCGGCGGAGAAGAUACAGUCAAGGUGACUGUAGACGUUCAUUUUGGUCCAACGUUUACUACUACCAGUCUUACGUACAACUUGUUGGUUGAUAGUGAUGCUGUCUUUAUUUGCUCUGUUUCUGCGAAUCCAUCUCCUGUUGUGACGUGGUACAAGGAUGGGUCUCGACUGUACGGCGAUAUGCGCAUUUCUGUCUCAUCCGAUGGAACGCGACUGACGGUAGCAGAUAUUCGACCGGAAGAUGCUGGUACUUAUACGUGUGUAGCAAGCAACUACAUCAGUACAGUGAGACAUUCGGGCACUCUGAAAGUUAUUGUAUAUGCUAGAAUUUUGUCAACUGUUGAUCAUGUUGGUGCUGUUCGUCGCCUAUCUGUGUGGUUGCCUUGUGCUACUCGUGGAAUCCCCACUCCUCGUGUAUAUUGGGUGAGGCAAGGAGAGGAGAUUUCUAAUUCCAGUAAGUAUGUGACUUUUAACAACGGAACGUUGAGAAUAAACAACUUGGAGACAGCAGAUGGUGGUUUGUAUCGCUGCUUUGCUACAAAUGAAGGAGGCAUGGACACAAAGAAUGUAACACUGGAUGAGCAGUACGGUCCAUAUUUCAACUUGAGUCUAGAUGAUCAAGAGGUUAUGUCUCAUAGUGAUGCCAUCUUUUUAUGUGCUGUUGAAGGCAAUCCAGUGCCUACUAUUACAUGGACUAGAGAUGGUCAAGUUCUGUCAUCUUCGGUAAACAGAAUUAGCAUCCAAUCAGACAACUCCAAACUUGUUGUGCAAGAUGCACGUCCAUCUGAUGCAGCAUACUAUACUUGCACAGCUCAGAACACAGUCACUAACAUGGCUGUUACUCACGUCAUGAGAGCAUCAUCGACAGCAAAACUGGAUGUUGUUGCUUGCAGCUGUGAUUCUACUCAAACACGUCAAGAUGCCAAUAAGAAGCGACAUGCUGUUGUUUUAGUUCAAGUAACUUCUUCCGCCCAAGAAAACGAAGGACAAGUAUCAUUCAAAGCUAAAGUUAAAAAGGUCUGCCGUGCCAACAAUGCCAUAGCACGUAAGAUAAAGUCUGGAAAUUUUGCUUCACUUGCUGUCACCCAGGAAACUCAGCAUGGAAUUUGCCGAUGUCCCGACUUUCAGAAAAAAGUCAUGUACAGAGUUGGGGUCAAGGUCAAUGGAAAAUCCGGGAAAAAAUGGCAACUUGAAGUGCCACGAAAGUUUUAUGUUACAGAAUCAACAGUAUGCUAACAGAAAGAAUCAGCUGUAUUGCUAAUGUCAGUGGUCUGGUCUUAAUAGUAAAAAAGUAUCGGAUGCUGGUAACUAACAUUCACUGAAUAGUAUGAAAUUAUGGGCGCUUCCAAAUUCUCUUCAACAAGUAGUAUAUAAAGUGUUUGUUGACAACAAAUUACAUCGUCGUGUACAAGCUUUCUAAAGAAAGAUGCCAAUGGGAAGUAGUCACUAUUAUUAUGGCAAUUAUUGCAAAUUGUCUCGUUACCCUGCUGAGAAGAGGCAAAUUUGUAAGGAGUUGUUAUCA